Messenger RNA from Trachymyrmex septentrionalis, 4197 nucleotides. RefSeq names its product DNA repair protein complementing XP-G cells homolog (gene mus201). Lineage: Eukaryota; Metazoa; Arthropoda; Insecta; Hymenoptera; Formicidae. Gene Ontology annotation, biological process: nucleotide-excision repair. The transcript is spliced from 10 exons. Gene Ontology annotation, cellular component: nucleus. Gene Ontology annotation, molecular function: DNA endonuclease activity; single-stranded DNA binding. The record is from RefSeq and is a predicted model, not a curated record. Bases 244 to 3618 code for a protein of 1124 amino acids.
GCGAACGGUGCGAACUAUGUGAAUUGUCCGGCCGGUUCGGCGUUCACCGACCUAAGUCGACUCCACUGAACGCCUGCAGACGCUAAAAUAUUAAACGCGUGCUUUCACGCGUGUGUGGAUUUUUAUACUCUUGUGGAUGACAUUAAUCAUAUAAUGGAAGAAAAAUGUAUCAGGAAAACGUUCGCAUAUCUUUUAGUGUGACACACAUGCGUAUGUUUCCCUAUCAUCGCAAUCUAUGACAUAAUGGGAGUACACGGCUUGUGGAAGUUGCUCGAAGCAUCCGGAAAGUCGGUACCCUUAGAAAGCCUCGAGGGCAAGGUCUUAGCAAUCGAUAUAUCGAUAUGGAUAUAUCAAGUGUUGCAAGGAUACCAAGAUUGUCAUGGAGUUUCUAGACCUAACGCUCAUUUGCUUGGAUUAUUCACUAGGAUAUGCAAACUUCUGUAUUACAAAAUUAAGCCCGUUUUUGUCUUUGAUGGAGGAGUACCCAUGCUCAAGAAAAGUACAAUUGCCUCGCGCAGGAAGCAGAAAUCUAUUGCCAUGAGUAAGGCGCAGAAAAUGAAGGCGGAUUUGAUUAAUAACUUGAUAAAGCACAGAGUUGUAAAAACUGUUCUUAAUAAAGAUUCCAAGGAUCAAACUAGUAAAGCGAUACAAAUAAAUACGCAAACCAACGAAGAUAUGUUUGUUCUACCUGAUAUGCCUAGUAUUAGCAACUCGCAAAGUUACGUUGAUGACGAUCCCCCUGUCGACGAAGAGGAUUCCGAUUCCCCUGUCGAACUAAGUCCACGAAAACAAUCCAAAUGGAUGGGAAACAUACAUAAUGUUGACGUAACCAGUAACGAAUUUAAAGCAUUACCUGCAGAUGUCCGUUAUGACAUACUCACAGACCUUAAAGAAACGAGAAAACAAAAUUCCUGGGGUCGUUUAUAUGAAAUGCCUCAAGAAUCACAAGAGUUCUCAGGCUUCCAGUUGAAACGUUUACUUAAACGUAGACAUGUGCAAACAUCUUUAGAAUCCGCUGAAAAGGAAAUGGGUGGAAAGACACUUACAUUGGAAGAGUUGGACAAGUUACUGACUGAACAAGGUGUUGAUACAAAGAGUAGAGACGCAGCUUUUCGAGUAGCCAUGGAUAGCACAACCAGAUUGAUUUAUAUGAAUGACAAAAACGCGUUAGCAAAAAAAUCUGUUACAAACGAAACAGAGCCGAACAAAAGUGAUACAUUACAGACUGUAAAUGAAGAAAUUGAACCUGUUGCUGGUCCAAGUAAUCCUAUGUCAAUCGUAGAAAAUAUUAAUGAGUAUGAAUUAAACGAUUCCGAUAGUGAGAACAAUGUAUCAAUCUAUGAUAAUGCUCUAUCCAUUGUAGAAAACAUAAAUGAAUACACAUUUGAUAGUGAUUGGGAAUCUGAAAAUGAUAUAAACGAAUCAUUGACAUUAAUGGAGAAAAAUAUGAUAAAUCCUGCAUUAACAUACAUGUUAGAAUAUAGCGGUUUGUCCCAGAAUCAAAUUGUGCAACUUAUUAAACAUAAUAAGGAUGAAAAUCGCAAGACGGUAAGCAAAAACAUUAAAGAUACCAUAAAAAGAGAUAUUUAUCCAGAAUUAGUAAAGCCAGAUGAUAAAUCGAUAUUAACAUUUCCUGAAAAUUAUGAGCAAGUUUUGAAAUCCGUAGAAUCACAAAGUAUGAAAGACGCAUGCAUACCUAAAGAGAAUAUGGCCGAUGAAUUAAUUUCAAGUAGUCCAGAAUCGGAUAAUCUCACUCAAGUUAAACCAUUGGAGAAUAAUAAUGUCAAGACUUCAAAUAUUACUAUUACAUCUGAUGUUUCAAGUUUGGACAAAGGAAUAAUAUCUGACAAACAUUCUCUUGCCCCAAAAUCUAACGAUGUAAUACGAAUAGAUAUAUCUGAAUCCGAUUCCGACGAUUUCAUUGAAAUUCAAGAUGUUCCGAUACAUGAUAUGAAUAUUUCAAGAAAUACUACGAAGAAAAAAGAUAUCGAGAUAACUUUCAAAAUUGAUAAAAAAUUAGAAGAUGAUAUAUUUGCUGAUAUAUUUAGAAAAGUGAAUAAAGAGAAAGUUAUAUCAGUGAAUCCAGAGCGAGAACAACUUGUUGAUAUGAUAAAUGAAGAACAGCAAACACAAUUAAUUUCUGAAAACAGUAGUGAAGAUAAUCUUAUCUUAGAUUCUAUACAUGAAGAAUCAAUCAGGGAAAAAACGAAAACUAAAUUGCCAAAAAAUAUUGAAUUAAACAAGAAUAUACUGGAUGACGAAAACAUAAUAUGUGACAGCGAAAACUCGAGUAAGUCGAUCGAACAUAGUACGGAUACGCCUACUCACGAUAAUCUUUUAGAUGAAUGUAUACAGAAAAAACCACAAGUGUUACCUACUAAUAAAGAAGAUUUGAUAGAAUUGGAAGGACAAUUAGAAGAUCAGCAGGAAGAACUUGCGAGAGACAUUAACAAAUUCGAGAGACAAGCUACUAAUAUUUCUGAGCAAAUAAAAACCGAUGCACAGGAUCUAUUACGUUUAUUCGGAAUACCAUACAUAAUAGCUCCCAUGGAAGCGGAAGCACAGUGUGCAUAUUUGGAACAGAUUAAACUAAUCGACGGCACAAUUACAGAUGAUUCCGAUAUCUGGCUUUUUGGAGGUCAAUGCGUAUAUAAGAAUUUUUUCAAUCACAACAAAAGAAUGUUGCGAUUUCGUGCCUGUGAUAUUCAACAUCAUUUUAAACUUAACCGCAAUCAAUUGAUACAAUUGGCCCUUUUGGUUGGUAGUGAUUAUACCACGGGAGUGACUGGCGUUGGACCAGUUACUGCGCUAGAAAUAUUAGCUGCGUUUCCUGCCGAUGGAGAUAACGUAUUACAUGGGUUACAUAAUUUUUGUUCAUGGAUAAAGAAGGGAAUGUUUGUUGCUCCUGGGAAAACAGGCUUACGCAAUAAAUUGCAAAGCCUGAAAUUGAACAAAGAUUUCCCAAAUCAAGCAGUUGUCCAAGCGUAUCUUUUUCCUACGGUUGACGAGUCGAAAGAAACUUUUACCUGGGACAAGCCGAACUUUGUACUUCUCUGCGACUAUGCCAGGCAGAAAUUUGGAUGGACAAAGGACAAGUUCGAUAAUAUAAUGAUACCGGUAUUGAGGAGAAUGAAAGAAAACAAGAAUCAAAAGUUAUUAGAUAUGUACUUGAAAGCGAAAGCGUCUCCGUGCUCGAUUGAAUCAAGCUUAAGUAAAAGAGUACAGAAGGCUUUACACAGAUUGAAUAGUGACGAUGUAGAGACGGAUAGCAAUAUAAAUGGCAAACGAUUUAAGAAAAGUAAAAAAGAUGAUGCUGUCCAAAAAUCGAAUAAAGAAAAGAAUUCAGAAUUUGAAUUUACUGAACUUGAGACACCGACUGAUAAGAUUAAAAAUGCUAUUCAUGAAAGAGAGAGACCUACUCAAAUCAUUGAUAAAGAGAAAUACAAGGAAUAUAUACCGCAACGAGAGAAAGAUAAGAAAAGCGCAUUAGAAAGGAAAUUGCACGCUAUAGAAAUAUUUAGGAAAUCAAAACAAGGCUUAAGCAAAACGAGAAAGGUAAAAUACAAAAUACGAAAAGUUAAGGAACAUGCAGAAUUAUCGGAAAGUGAUAGCAAUUGAUAAAAGAGAAAAAUGUACAUUUUUAUCAGACUGUAUUACACGCUUUUUUGAAAGAUGUUACUUAAGUGGUAUGUUGUGCGAGCGCUCACUUAUGUGUAUACAUGCGCGCGUGUGUCCUUAUUGUAAAUGUAAAAUAUUUAUUCACAUCAGCUCUAUAAUAAUGGCGUAGCUAUAUAGGCUAAGAAUUUUGUAAAUUUUUCUCCAUAAUUUAAUGAUUAUGUUUCCAUUUUUUAUACAAGUUGAAACGUUAUUCUAUUUUGUUUGACAUUCAGAGAAUACAAAAUAGAAAGACAUUUUUGUCGAUUUGUGCCGCCUUCUUCCUCGUUAAUGGCUCCCGCGGUGACACGCCACGAUACGGCCAGUAUCUAAUGUAGUGACGGUAGUAGAGGUGAUAGAAUCUCAAGGAAUAGAGCACGCUCCGCGCACACUCUCGAAGGAGGGGCACCGGUGAGUGAGUGGUCUAGCUAUAUUUGUAUAUUCGCAGACCGGAGGAAAGCCAAUAAGAGUCGGCAUAGUUUUGGAGUAGGAUUAAUCAUGAAAGGCAUGAAAAAAUAUCAUUGUUGGAUUCGAAGAAUUUAU